This is a messenger RNA of Amoebophrya sp. A120, 6727 nucleotides long. The record is from the annotation of a GenBank genome assembly. NCBI's taxonomy places the organism in Eukaryota, Dinophyceae, Syndiniales, Amoebophryaceae.
UAGAAAUAAAAGAUUUCUAGUACAUGGCUCGUGCUUAUGGUGCAGACCCGUCUUUCUCGUUGCCAAGGGGUCGGCUACUAGUUCGGCGUAAGCAAACUAAAAUGUGUUUCAUCUAUCGUGGUUGUCCUAUACACCCGCGGGUGCCUUCUAUUUCUUUGUCAGAUAAGGAUGACAAAUGCAGAUCUCGGCUCAAAUCGGCUUCAACAUUCCGGAGGAAGCAAGUAGUGUAAGCGAAACCACGACGAGAACGACGCCAGCCGACCCGAUAAGUUGUGCCUUGCGUUUUUUGAAAUUUUGGUCUAUCCAGCCACAGCGCCGACCUGUGCGUCCUGUUUUUCGGAUACUGUAUCAAUUUACACGACUUUGCACCGCGUUCUCGUGGCUGCUCGUAUAAUCUGAGACGCUUUAUUCCGCGCUCAGCUCACCCGCAACCCCCUCCCUCGCCAGGAUGCCGUUCAAACACCGCUUCAAUGAGUACCAGUACACGAGCGUACUGUGUGCGUUCGCUAACGCAGCCGCCGCCCUGCGGGGGAUCGAGCGGAGCUUAUCCCACGAAAAAAGUGUUACAGUUACACAUUUGUAGCUAAUUCAGCAACACAAAUUUCCCGUGUAUGAGAGAGAAAACUUGCAAUGCAGAAAUCCUACGGGAAAACACCUAUGAAACGAGGCUCCUAUGCAUAUCCGGCAUGACAAAGGUUGCCUGUCUUGCUUGUUUCGCGAACACAAUGUGUAACUGUAACACUUUUUUCUUGCGAUAGAGCUGCGGAGAAAUGCACUACUGGUUCGACUUCACCGCCAAGACGCAUGCACGCAUGACCGGCUAUCAAAUGCAAAAAUGUCUGGGUCUGGAAUGUUGCCGGGUUUGUCAUGCAUAUUUUGUAUGACCCAGGAUGUCUGUAAUGCACGACCUAGCAUCACAGAUUUUUAGCAGGCCUCCUGAUGCCUUUUCCGCAUGACAAAUGCCCUCCCCGUGUAGCACAAACUAGACUCCUCUUGCUGGUCAUGCAAUACAGAUUUUUUUAGAGUCCAAAGUUAGCAUCACAAGUUCCAACCUUCCAGACCCAGACAUUUUUACAUUUGAUACCGGCCGGGCCGAUCUGAUUGCCAAAACUUUACAUGAGCUCAACUCUACCCUCCAAGAGCGCUUCGUUGAGGUACUACUUUUUGCACUCGUCUUCGUCGACGUACUUCUGAGUAUUAUCAACCAUGAACUCAUUCCGACUGAGACUGCAAUCGAUAUGACUACAUCAGGUGCAGACUGUCUUUGACACGGUUCUAGACGAAGCGGAGCUGCAGCAUGACAAGCUGCAGCGGGUUCUGGAAUCGCGGCUGCGUUUGCGUGAUUCAGUGGGUGCAGUACCCUCGGAGAUCGCCUUGGGUAUGAUUCCCGUGGCCAUUCUGCUGGUUGCCCUGACCUGGUUCAACGUGUUCUUCGGGUUCAGUAUCGGCAGCCUGGACGGGCUUCAGAACUUUAAUGUUUGGGGCGAGAUCGUCGAUCCCAGCCAGCGCGCAGCGACUUUCGUACCAUUCCUGAGCGUCUUCAACGUUCUUCAUAUGGCCGGCAUCUGUGCGUUCUACUUCUGGAUCUGCUACGAGCUGCUAUCAAAGUGAGAAAAGAUGAAAAACUGUUGCCUUUAUCUUUAACUUGUGCUGAUGAUGAUGAAAAACAAACCAACGUUGCAAGAAAACCAAAGUCAAGAAUACCUUCAUCUCCACGGUGCGACCACGCAAACUGGAAAAUAAACACCUGCAGGCGCGCGAGACAGCAGCGAGUGGCACAGCUGAUCGCCAUGCUGCGGCGAAAAAAAUACGUAGAGCGCGGGCUGAACGUACUGCGGUCACCCUUCAAGCGCAGUAGUACCACAGCGGGGGAACCGCGAUUCCGCGACAGCACUCUGGAUGGAGGGGGUCCGGAAGAGGAUAAUAUCGAUAAUGCAGGAACUCCGGGAGGCCCAGCAACUGCAGCGACCGAGCGAAGCUCGGGGCAGCGGCUAUGGUACAAGUUGCGGCUAGCGAUGAAAGACCGUCGCUUGUUCGUGCAACAGGGAGGUGGAACUCCACCCGGGUCCCCUCAACAGGAGUCUUCCAGUGCGAUGCCGCGGAGCCCCGCACACAACUUCCACCCCGCGUCUCUGCGUACGGAGAAGGAGAUUCGCCAAGAGAUCAUGGAAGCGCGGAAGCUCCUGCAACAAGUCGCCGCAGCAACCGGCACCGGCGAACCUUCCGGCAUGGGGCGGAAGUUGCUGCGGUUUCUAAGCAAGGGCUCGUCCGCAUCUGUUGGGAUGAACAACAAAUCGGAGAUGAACAAAGACGGAGUGGACGAAAUAGAACCCAGCCCGGAACCGUCCGGCUCAAAGGACGAGAGUGACCAAUCUUCCAGCAGAGGAGCUGCGAAGCCCGCGAUUCCCGAUCCCGCGUUGCUGCGGCGCGUGGAGCAAACGAGAAAGCGGAUCCGCACAUUACGCGAGGAGCAGCAAUUCCAGCGCAUCGCAGAAGCGGAAAUCGAUUCCGACAUCAGUUCGCCCCAAAGCCCCCCGGGUUCACCGAUCCAAAAUAAGUCGGCCAUGGCCGCAAAUCUGGACGGGUCACGAAAGACAGAUCUACCCCCCGGAGUCGGGCCAGAGGGCCAAGGUGCAGAUUUGGACGGGGACGGAGCAGCGCAGGACGACCUGCUGGGAACAAAAGGCUCGUCGCGGCGCAAAAGCAGUCCAGAGAACAACGUCUACGCAAGUGGCCAGCCGCGAACGCGGUUCGGUCCGAAGGUAAAGAAAAAGCGACGCGCUUCGCAGACCGUGGCCGUCGCUAACGAUGGUAACUCGGAGCACGACUCCCAGUCGAGCGGCUCAGGAUCUGUCCCGAACAAAAGCAGACGCGAGAGUCGGUCCUCCUCGUCCUCAAGGGAGAAGGUUGGGUCCCUGGGUGCCUCAGUUCGUGGUGCUCAAGGGGAGGCGUCGCCCACGUCUUUCCUAGACCCGCAGAUGAGGACGCACGGCCCCGGCCUCCUUCCCCAGCAGCCACCGUCCGUCAUGAAGGUCGGCAAUCAGAACCGGUACUUCGAGGUGGUCCUCUCGUCAGCGCAGCGCAUGGGCGCCAUGAUUAACGUACACCGUGCCCCGCUGCCAGGUGCCCCGCUCAUGACGGCCGACGGCACGCUUCUGGGAACUACUUCAAUGGUGCGGGGUGCUAGCGGCUCCGCCGAGAGUCCAAACCCGAACUACCUGCGGUCGGGACCACCGCUUGGCGCUUCCGAACAAGGCGGUUUCCUGUCAUCGCAGUCUUUGAUGGCCGCGCAAGGUGCAGCUGGGCCACGUGGUGGGACCGCUGCACGAGGUUCUUCGGAGGGAGGUGGGAGUACGCCAGACCGCGAUCAUGCGGUCAAUCGCAUCAUGCUGGGGACCAGUCCGAGCAGUCUUUCGAUCGCCGGACAACCGCAGCAGCAGAACCUCCAACAGUCCUGGAGGGCAGACAACUCGCAAAGCCGGUCCCCACCGCCGCGGCCAGGCGAGCGCUCUCCUGGAAUGUCCAGCCCUUCAACUUCGCAGCAGCAAUUUACGAAUCUGAAGUGGGGCGGCGCGCCAGCGCUCACGAACGCCCCGCGCCCGGGCCAGAUGACGCACGUGCGCUCCAAAUUUGUGCGCACUUUCCCGAUCGACAGAAACGACGAGAGCUUUCGCAUGUCUGUGAAAGCAGACGCCGUGCCGAAGAAGAGACCCGUACCCGUGGGGCAACGGUGGCGAGACCACAACUGGAUGUACGAGGACGAAAGUGGCAAUAUGAUGGCCAAAAGUCGGGCCGGGCUCGACGCAGGGAUCCAGUUUCACCAGCUCCCGAAAGACAUUGAUCCUCGGAGUCCGGAGGCUCGGGAAACGCUACGCGCGCAUCGGACCGAAAUUGACCCGCAGCGGCACAUCGAUGCCGAGCCCUUCUCUCCCACCGAGCAGCGGGAACCGUGGCCAUACUUGACCGCAAUAACCGAGGCUUUGCGCUGGAAACUUUCGUCGCCGACCAAAGUGGACGAGGAUGAGGAGGCGAAGGAGCGGGAACAGGCGCUACGAGACAUGGGCCAGGACGACUUUGCCGCGCGUCCGGGCGGUCGUAUGGGUGGGUCUGCCUCGGGCCAACAAGCCUCUUUUGGCCGGGAGCAAGACUUCUCUUCCCAGCACUUCGCGUCCGAUGCUACGCAAGCUCUGCGAGGCCUGCGCGAUGACCCGCAAGCGAGCACCAUGCCGCGAACGGCGUCCGAAGAGCACCACCACGGUACUGGAGUACUACUAGAACAACCCGCCACAGAGGAAGUACUAGUAGGAGGGGUCCUCGAACUCGAUCAGGAUCAUCAGCAAGGAACUACAGUACGAAGAAGUACUCGAACCACUACCCGCGAAAUCGACGGGGCGCUGCAUAGCCGGGGUCCGAGGCCUCUGCUGCCCGCCAAAAUGGCCGCGCAAGGUGACCGCGGUUCCACCGAUAAAAACGGCAACCGCCUCCUUGCAGUCGACGAGCAGGAUGUGGAUGACCUCGCUCCUCCGGCGGGCACCAGUCUGGGCGCGGCAACACGUGCGGACCUCGUGCGUUCCACUUCCGGCACCUCCGACCACGCGGCGGCCGGUGCUGCGACGCGGACGAGCCAGGUGACCAAGCCGGCGAAAAAGGCCAGCAUGUUUCAGAUGGAGGACAUCGACAUUGAUGCGGAGGUUUCCACGGCAAACGUCAUGAUGAAGGACGAGCGGUCGCCGGGUGACCGCCCCGGAAUGAUGCCGAACUUUACUCAGCUUUUCAAGCAGGCGAAGCGCGUCUCUGCCAAGUCGAGAAGUCAGUCGCCCCACGGUCGCAGUGCCAGCGGGAACAAGACAAGCGAGUCGGGAAGUGGGUCCCCGGACAAUCUCAGUCUCACGGCGGGGGCUGAAGGUUCAAUUCCGCUGGAACAAGACGGCUCGGACGUGGACCUGGAGCCGCUCGUGGUCAAAGACGACGCCCGGAUUCAGAGCCCCGCGACGCGGAAAAAACAGCGGCAGUUGCAGCGCGAGCAGAGGAAGACAGCGCUGCAACCUGGAAAGCAAGAACUCUUCCCCGAACCGUCCUCUUCUGCGAGUAGCUCCUCUGGUGACCACGAGCAGGAACAGUACCCGCCGAAAAGUGGUCGCGAGGAGAGAGGUGAUAAAUCGCCGUCCAACAUGAAUUUGCUCUCGCGCAAGGAGGAGUUGACGCUUUCCGGAAUAGGCGGAACCAGCGUCCUUGAGUCGCCACAAGCACGAUCAGCGGAAGGUGGACUGCUACCUGGUACACUGCUGUGACGAAACAUCGCUUUUGUUUAUCGUUUUACGAAAAAUUUUUCAACAAACCAAACAUGACCAAUCGAAAUUCAGAUGCAGGCUCAAAUCUGCAAUGCUCGUCCUUUUUCCUUUGGACUUCGUGGGGUCGUGCGCUCAGUUCUUUUAUCGUUUCAUCUAUAUGAUCGUCAUCUCUAAGGUGGCUCCAGCACGGCCACGUUGAUGGGUGGAGCAACGGGCCUGCAGUCUCCGAACUUCGCCACAAGCAUGACUGCACCGGCCUCCCCCGCGAAAGCCAAAGCUGCCGCGAAGCUCUCUCCGUUGCAGGCCUGGCGCGAAGACCUCCGUUUGAGACGCGAGGCGGAGGGCCUCCCCGGCUUGCCGCAGCGCACAUCCCGGUCCAAGCGCGUGCAGCGCUUAUUGGACUUCAAACCGCGCGCGCGUGGAACUUCUGGUGGGGUCGGUUUGAGCAUGGAAGAGAGCCUGAGUUUCAGCGGCACCAGUGGACAGAGCCCUGAGACCAGCUUAUCACGAAGGGGCAGUCGCAGCCAUUCCUCAGGAACGGCGGGCGGGUCGUCGUCCUUUAUGUCCCUGCUUGUGCCGCACCCGGAACAUCAACAUCAGCGGACCACCAACCCGAGCGCCGAUCCGGCGCGGGUGGGAACGGCCUCCCACUCCCUGUCUCUGUCACCGUCGCUACGGAGCAUGAAUCUUUUUUCCGCGUUUUCAUCCUCCGGACCAGCAACGGGCGCAGCCAACAAAAAACAACCAUCUACUGCGCGUGCUGCUGGAACCGACGUCCCAGAUGCGACAAAGAAGUGAGCAUAGGUUUGCAAGUUCUUCGACGCUCGUGAUUUUAACUAAUAACAUCACGUCAUCGUCAAGCUUGAGAAAGCGAAGCGUGUGCGUGUGGUGUUGUUGACUAUAAAGCAGCUAACUAUGUUGAUGUUCACGAACUCCCACCUGUGCGAGGAUUCAUGUCCCCUAACACUCAGAGAAAGAAAAAUCGUGGACCAGCUGCAACGGAUGUUGCAAUACCUCGUCCCGAUUUGCUGCCAUCGUACGAGAUCAGUCGCAAACAGUGACAGGCAAAGAAAACUGGUAGGUAUAAGUUGAAAUUGAAAAAAAUGUAUAAUACUUACGUUUCUUUGGCGUGCUUUUGUAUUUGUUCAACAUCAGAGCUCGUAGUUUCUUAGACCACAAGAAGAAGUGUUAGUGUACAAGUACUUCAGGAUUUUUGACAUCGGAAGAUGCGGUGACGACGAACGCAGUCACAGAACCAAAGGAAUGGUGUAAUGAUUUCUUCUCGAGUAAGACCCACCUACCACCUGACAGAUUUUUUUGCAGGGCACUCUCAUUGAUUUUUCCUCGUCCUUCGUUCCCAAAGAAAUUCAGUAAAUACGUUUCUCGUUUUCCUGUUUCGGAGAACAACUCACACACGGGGUGAAGUUCAUAGCAAU